Messenger RNA from Piliocolobus tephrosceles (Ugandan red Colobus), 1289 nucleotides. RefSeq names its product POM121 transmembrane nucleoporin like 12 (gene POM121L12). Lineage: Eukaryota; Metazoa; Chordata; Mammalia; Primates; Cercopithecidae. The record is from RefSeq and is a predicted model, not a curated record. The transcript has a single exon. Bases 1 to 939 code for a protein of 312 amino acids.
AUGCCCCGCGUGCCUUCCAAGCACCCAGAGGCUAACGGUCCCCCAGCCUUGGGCGCUGCAGCUCCGGCCAAGUCCGCAGACGUCAGGAACUUCUGGAAGGCGGGCGAACCGCUGCUGCAAGGCCCCGACGCCCUGGCGGAUCCCAUGGGCAGGUCACCCAGCACGUCCCAGACCGCGCUGUCUCCCCGGGGUCAUCAGAGCCCGUGGCCCCCGAGAUCUCCGACUCAGAGCCAUAUUCAGUACGUCCAGUGGGGGCGCCCGGCGCCCAGCACCCACCUCACCGCGGUGCGGCUCAGCCAGGACCCCCACGAGUCCCAGCGGGUGGGCUCCGAGGCCUGGAGGCGCCCCGCCCUGCCCGGGGAGACCGCCCUGGGGCGAAACCUCUCCUGCGCCUCGGAGAGUUGCAUGAAAAGGGGGCUGUGUCGUGCCCGGAACCCAGGACGGACCUGGAGCCCGAUGACCAUCAGGAUCUCCCCUCCCGAGCGUCCGGAGAGCCCCUGGAGAUCCCCAGGACAGCGAGGCCGCCCCGCAAGCCGCCCCGCCGCCCAGGAGCUCCCGGACUUCUGCACCCGGGAGACUCUGCUGAGGGCGCUCAGCCAGUGUCGCAAGGGAAGCGCCAGGUUCGAAGGGCCAUUGUGGUUCGAGGUCUCAGACAGCAAGGGCGGCAGGUGGAACCUAGAGCCCCGGCCCUCUGCCUUCAAGCCCCUGAGCAAAAAUGGAGCGGUUGCUUCCUUCGUGCCCAGGCCAGGGCCUCUGAAGCCGAGCGUCGGCCCCUGGAGCCUCAGUGUUUGUGAUGAUACUUGGCCUUUCGUGCUGGUCCAGCCCGCUCCGUCCGCCAUCUGGGAAUUCUGGGAGGCGACAACGCCUUCCUACGGCAGCUGCAGUAGGGUCUCCUUCGCCCUCCAGGACACCCAGUCUGCUGGCUCCUUUGGCUCCUAAGAAUCUGGGCCCUGCUACCCGCCUCCGGAGACUUAAGCCCAUGUAUCUACUUUCACUUGCUCAUCCUUGCUCUAACUCGAAAGUGAGGCCCUGACACCACGUUAUCAAACAUGCAACCUCCACACCCCUCAUCUGCACAUCCCCAGAUCUUCCCUCUGUGCUCCCUCCCACCCUAACAGCUGUUGAUUUCAGAACAACCUUCGCCCUGCUGGCCCUCUCCUCCCUGCCCUUCCUCUGAAAAGAGGCAUUUCGGGAAGGCUUGCUUUUUCUCCAUGUCUCCCAGUUCGUAUAGUUAAAUUGUCCAGUUUGUGUAGUUAAAUAUUUGAUCUUAUUAAAAACAUUUGUCUGCA